AAACCCCAUUUCAUUUCACUUUGCCUAAAGAAGGUGAUAUUAUCCCACCAUUGACUGGCGCAACACCACCUCUUAUUGGGCACCUAAAAUUGGAGCCCAAGAGACAUAGUACUCCUAUUGGUAUUAGCAACUAUCCAGAAAGCACCAUUGCAACCAGUGAUGUCAUGUCUGAAAGCAUGGUGGAGACCAAUGAUCCCAUACUUGGGAGUGAAAAAGAGGAUUCUGGGACUGUCCCAGAAAUGGAUGGUAAACUCUGUCUAAGAAUGAAACUGGUCAGUCCUGAGACAGAGGCGAGUGAAGAGUCUUUGCAGUUUAGUCUGGAAAAGCCUGCAACUGGAGAAAGAAAAAAUGGAUCUACUGCUGUUGCUGAGGCUGUUGCCAGUCCCCAGAAGACCAUGCCUGUGUUUAGCUGCAUCUGUGAAGCCCAGCAAGAGGAUGAGGCUCGAGGUGAGGAUCUUCCUGCUGCACCCAUUAGGGGGAACUUGCUCCACUUUCCAAGUCCUCAAGAAGAAGAAGAGAAAGAAAAACUAGAUAGUGACCAAAGGCUAAGGGAGAGUGAACAGCCUGUGAGGCCCAUGGGUCCAAUCAAGGAUCCUACUGCUUCUGUUUCCCAGCAGAGGACCACACCAGGGCCAUCUAUCCCUCAACGAGAAGCAAUGGAGACAGAAAUGCAACAAGGCCAGAAAGGAUGGAAUGCCAAUCGAGAAAAAUCUAGCAAGGCCUUAAUUGAAAGACCCACCCAAAAUGUAGGAAUUCAGACCAUGGAGCAUUCCCUUUGUACCCCAGAAACUGUUUCGGCAGCAACUCAGACUGUAAAGAAUGUGUGUGAGCAGGGGACCAGUACAGUGGAGCAGAACUCUGGAAAACAAGAUGCCACAGUACAGACUGAGAGAGGAAAUGGUGAGAAACCAGUCAGUGCUCCUGGUGAUGAAACAGAGUCACUCCAUAGCCAGGGAGAAGAAGAGUUCGAUAUGCCUCAGCCUCCACAUGGCCAUGUCUUGCAUCGUCACAUGAGAACAAUCCGUGAAGUACGCACACUGGUCACCCGUGUCAUCACAGAUGUGUACUAUGUGAAUGGAACAGAAGUAGAAAGAAAAGUAACUGAGGAGACUGAAGAGCCAAUUGUGGAAUGUCAGGAGUGUGAAACUGAAGUUUCCCCUUCACAGACUGGGGGUUCCUCAGGUGACCUGGGGGAUAUCAGCUCUUUCUCCUCUAAGGCGUCUAGCUUACAUCGCACGUCAAGCGGGACAAGCCUUUCGGCCAUGCACAGCAGUGGCAGCUCAGGGAGAGGAGCCGGACCACUCAAGGGGAAAACCAGCGGGACAGAACCCGCAGAUUUUGCCUUGCCCAGCUCCCGAGGAGGCCCAGGAAAACUGAGUCCUAGAAAAGGGGUCAGUCAGACAGGGGCACCAGUGUGUGAGGAGGAUGGUGAUGGAGGCCUUGGCAUCAGACAGGGAGGGAAGACUCCAGUCACGCCUCGUGGGCGUGGGCGAAGGGGCCGCCCACCUUCUCGGACCACUGGAACCAGAGAAACAGUUGUGUCUGGCCCGUUGGGCAUAGAGGACAUUUCACCCAGCAUGUCGCCCGAUGAUAAAUCCUUCACCCGAAUUGUGCCCCGCUUGCCAGACUCCACUAGACGCACAGACAUGGGUGCCAGUGCUUUGCGGCGUAGCGACUCUCCAGAGAUUCCUUUUCAGGCUGCUGCUGCCUCUUCAGAUGGCUUAGAUGCCUCUUCUCCAGGGAACAGCUUUGUAGGGCUCCGUGUUGUGGCCAAGUGGUCAUCCAAUGGCUACUUUUACUCUGGGAAAAUCACACGAGAUGUUGGAGCUGGGAAGUAUAAAUUGCUGUUUGAUGAUGGGUACGAGUGUGAUGUGUUGGGCAAAGACAUUCUCUUGUGUGACCCCAUCCCACUGGAUACUGAAGUGACAGCCCUCUCGGAAGAUGAGUAUUUCAGUGCAGGAGUGGUGAAAGGACAUAGGAAGGAGUCUGGGGAGCUGUACUACAGCAUUGAAAAAGAAGGCCAAAGGAAGUGGUACAAGCGAAUGGCUGUCAUUUUGUCCUUGGAGCAAGGAAACAGACUGAGAGAGCAAUAUGGACUUGGUCCAUAUGAGGCAGUUACGCCCCUCACAAAGGCAGCAGAUAUUAGUUUAGACAAUUUGGUGGAGGGUAAGCGGAAACGACGCAGUAACAUCAGCUCCCCAGCCACUCCCACUGCCUCCAGCAGCAGCAGUAGUACAACCCCUACCCGCAAGAUUACAGAAAGUCCUCGUGCCUCUGUGGGAGUUCCCUCAGGCAAAAGAAAACUUCUCACUUCUGAAGAGGAACGGUCCCCUGCCAAGCGAGGCCGCAAGUCUGCCAUCGUGAAGCCUGGUGCAGUGGGGGCAGGGGAGUUCGUGAGCCCCUGUGAGAGUGGAGACAACACAGGAGAACCUUCUGCCCUGGAAGAGCAGAGAGGGCCUUUGCCCCUCAACAAGACCUUGUUUCUGGGCUAUGCUUUUCUCCUCACCAUGGCCACAACCAGUGACAAGUUGGCCAGCCGCUCCAAACUACAAGAUGGUCCUACAGGAAGCAGUGAGGAAGAGGAGGAAUUUUUAGAAAUUCCUCCUUUCAACAAGCAGUACACAGAAUCCCAGCUUCGAGCAGGAGCUGGGUAUAUCCUUGAAGACUUCAAUGAAGCCCAGUGUAACACUGCCUACCAGUGUCUUCUAAUUGCGGAUCAGCAUUGUCGAACCCGGAAGUACUUCUUGUGCCUUGCCAGUGGGAUUCCUUGUGUGUCUCAUGUCUGGGUCCAUGACAGUUGCCAUGCCAACCAGCUCCAGAACUACCGUAAUUAUCUGUUGCCAGCUGGAUACAGCCUUGAGGAGCAAAGGAUUCUGGAUUGGCAACCCCGUGAAAACCCUUUCCAGAAUCUGAAGGUACUGUUGGUGUCAGAUCAACAACAGAACUUCCUGGAGCUCUGGUCUGAGAUCCUCAUGACUGGGGGGGCAGCCUCUGUGAAGCAGCACCAUUCAAGUGCCCACAACAAAGACAUUGCUUUAGGGGUAUUUGAUGUGGUGGUGACGGACCCCUCCUGCCCAGCCUCGGUGCUGAAGUGUGCUGAAGCAUUGCAGCUGCCUGUCGUGUCACAAGAGUGGGUGAUCCAGUGCCUCAUUGUUGGGGAGCGAAUUGGAUUCAAGCAGCAUCCAAAAUAUAAACACGAUUAUGUUUCUCACUAAAGAUACUUGAUCAUACUGGUUUUAUUCCCUGCUAUUGUGAGACUGUGUUUUAACCAGGUUUUAAAUGUGUCUUGUGUGUAAUUGCAUGGAUCUUGUACAUAGUUUUAUUUGCUGGACUUUUAUGAUAAAAUAAACAUUGAAUCUCUUUGGUUGUAGUAA
Messenger RNA from Castor canadensis (American beaver), 3374 nucleotides. NCBI's taxonomy places the organism in Eukaryota, Metazoa, Chordata, Mammalia, Rodentia, Castoridae. The record is from RefSeq and is a predicted model, not a curated record.